UAUCGAUAACUCAGAGGUCCAUCUCUAACCGCGUCACUUUAUAUUUUAAAAAUUGCAAACCAAACGUAAAUUUGAGCAUGCAAAAAUAACCCAACUGCGAUAAGAAGUGAGAAGCACUAGCCGAAAAAGCAUUUGCAGAGAUUAUCAAGUGAACAGAAGCCGCGGGCAGUUGGAAGUUCAAGAUCCAAGGAAGCCGCCCUCGCCGGUCCAAAAAAGAGACGCCGAGUUCAGCAGCGCGCACUCCGCAUUCGCAACCGCAUUCCUGUGCAGUUCCGGGAGACACCAGGUGCCGCCACGAUGAGCAAGGAUAUCUACUACUCGGACAAGUACUACGACGAGCAGUUCGAGUACAGACAUGUGGUUUUGCCCAAGGAACUGGUCAAGAUGGUGCCCAAGACCCAUCUGAUGACGGAGGCCGAGUGGCGGUCCAUUGGCGUGCAGCAGUCGCGCGGCUGGAUCCACUACAUGAUCCACAAACCGGAGCCCCACAUCCUGCUCUUUCGGCGCCCCAAAACGGACUAGCCGCACCAGAUACUACACAUACACACUCCUAUAGCACAUAGCACAUACCCAUAUAUCCGGCAGCUGCUGCCGAUAUUCUGUGUUUUGUAUUGGCGGCGGUGGUGGUUGCUGCCGAACAACCAACUGUUGCACAAACAUCAUCAACAACAACAACAUCAUUGUCAUCAUGGGUACUCAUUACGUACGGAUCCUUCUAGAAAUUACUUCCCUUAAUGCCGUGUGCUUUGUAAUACUCUUCUCGAAUCAUGUUUUACCUCCUACCAAUAGAUGUAGCACCUAGAGCUAAAGCUAAGAUUGCCAUUUGCGUACACCUCAGGCCUGGGAGAUAGCACUGGGGUGGCAUUCCCGAAUCAUGCCCUGAACUCCCACACUUUUUACCAUUUUGUAUGUUGCCAUUUCGAAACGGAAGCGAAAAGAAGACCUUUGCUCACUUUUUAUAAGCUUAAAUGAAAUCUGAUUUGUGAUCUUGAAAUUCUUAAUCAAUAAUACAUAUGUUUACACAUAAUAUAAUGAACUUAAAAUAAAUAUGUUUAAUGUAUGGAGAAGCUUGAGGCGUUGAUUGCUUAAAGUUUCCCAAAUCGAUCAAAA
This is a messenger RNA of Drosophila biarmipes, 1110 nucleotides long. It is a transcript of the gene Cks30A, whose product is annotated as cyclin-dependent kinases regulatory subunit. The transcript has 2 exons. Gene Ontology annotation, biological process: regulation of mitotic cell cycle. Gene Ontology annotation, cellular component: cyclin-dependent protein kinase holoenzyme complex; SCF ubiquitin ligase complex. The coding region runs from base 298 to 522 and encodes 74 amino acids. The record is from RefSeq and is a predicted model, not a curated record. Gene Ontology annotation, molecular function: ubiquitin binding; cyclin-dependent protein serine/threonine kinase activator activity; histone binding. Lineage: Eukaryota; Metazoa; Arthropoda; Insecta; Diptera; Drosophilidae.